GGGAAAAUGGGUACUGAAGCAUCAUUAAGACUUGUUAGCAAACUUAUAAUUCUAUGCCUCAUCUUUACUCUUUGGCAGCUUGGCUCUGAAUUCAAAUAUCAGAGUACAGCUCAACCAAUGCCCGAUGAAGAAGUGGUAUUUUUCUCCUACAUAAUGCAGGUUAUUUUUUAUAAUAUAAAAUAAAUUGUUGGUCGACAGUGAGAGCUCUUAAAGAAAUAGCAUAUAAGUUGGAGUUAGAAGGACGAAUGUUCGAUGAAGGCUCACUUUGCAAUGGAAGCAGCGAUGUUGGCGUCUACUGUGACUGCAGUUCCGGCACCAUUUGCCACGUCAAAUAUAUCUUUCACAUUUUGAGUGACAGUAACCUACCUGCUCGCGGUUUGUCUGGAGUUAUACCUGAAGAAUUUGCCAAUCUCACAUAUCUGCGAAGCUUGUAUCUCAAUAAUAAUCAAUUGACUGGUCCCAUACCUGCUAGCUUGGGGAAAUUAUCUUUGCUCUUCAGGCUGGAUCUUUCGAAUAAUCAAUUGACCGGGUCCAUUCCAGCGAGUUUGGGAAAUAUGAAAUUUCAAGCAUUGUCCGAGGGAUGGUCGCUUGAUCGCCGCGUGGGUAUUGAAUUCACACUGGAUCUUUCAGGCAAUCAAUUGAGUGGAUCCAUACCAGCCACUUUAGGGAAUUUGACCCUCUCUUCGGUGAUAUCUGAUCCAGAAGCCUACCGACUGAUCGUCAAGCUUAAGCAAUAUGACAGUGCUUAUGUAACCUCAUCGUUCCACAUGAGUCUUUCAAACAAUCAACUGACUGGGCCUAUACCAAAGAGCUUAGGGAAUUUGACUUUCGCCGAUACUAUUGAUCUGCAUGGCAACUUUCUCAACGCCUCAAUACCAGCAUCUUUGGGUGCAGUGACUUUUCUUAGGUCUCUCACGCUUGGAUCCAACAGUAUCACUGGGACAUUACCAAAAAGUUUUGCCAACCUUACAAGUCUGAAAACAUUUUCUGUAUCUGGUAACUAUUUAUCUGGCCCUUUACCCGACUUCAUUGCCAACUGGACUUCAAUCACUGAACUUUAUCUGAACGGAAACAAUUUCCAGGGGAAGAUACCUGCCGGAAUUUUUAAUUUAUCACAUCUAGGAAUUUUGGCAAUAAGUGAUGUGGAAGACUCUCAUUUCCAGUUCCCACCAUCUACACAAGUGACGAGCAGCUUUCGUAUUUUGAUACUGAGAAACUGCUCGAUCACUGGUCAAAUUCCUUAUUACAUUGGAAAUAUGUCAUCAUUAUCGAACCUAGACCUGAGCUUCAACAGCUUAACGGGUAGUAUCCCAGAUUCUUUGAAAAACUUAGAUUUAAGUUACUUGUCCUUUUCAAAUAAUAUGCUUACUGGGGAAGUUCCUAAUUGGAUUCAAAAUGCAGUUUGGAGUAAGAUGGAUCUUUCAUACAAUAAUUUUUCAAAACUUACCUUUAAACCGUCAACCAAGUUAGACUUGAAUUUGUUUUCCUGUUGCUGCAACUCCUCAACAUGUCUACCGGAUACGAUGGACCCAACUCGAAUAAAGGAGAAGUAUUGUCCCCCGGAAAAACCUAAUUACCAUUCAUUGUUUAUAAAUUGUGGUGGUGGGCAAACAUUUGACAUCGUUGAUGGAAAUGUUUAUGAUCAAGAUAAUGAUACAUCGCAGUUUUACCUGAGUCCAAAAGGAAAUUGGGCUCGGAGUAGUGCUGGAAGCACCGUCGACCAAAACUAUGCUUCCAAUUCUAGUAUAUUCUUAAAAAGCGUGAGAUGUGGGCUUUCCUCUGAAGCACAUUUAUACGAUAGAGCUCGCACUUCUCCUGUCUCUCUAAAAUAUUACGGAUUCUGUUUACGUGGAGGAAAAUACAGUGUGACACUUCACUUUGCUGAAAUCAUUGAUGAGGAUAAUGAUCACAGAAGUACAAAUAAACGCGUAUUUGAUGUAUACAUUCAGGGUGAGAGGAAACUAAAGGAUUUCAACAUUAUGGACAAGGCAGGAGGUCCGAAUAACGUAUAUCAAGAAAAUUUCACGGCUGUUAAUGUAAAUGAUAGUACAUUAGAGAUCCACUUCUACUCGGCUGGAGAAGGGCUUGAUCAGGGACCUCUCAUAUCUGCUAUAUCCGUAACUCCAGAGUACAAGCUACACAAACAACUAUCACCUCUACACAUAGCGCUCAUUACUGUGGCUUCAAUCAUAGUUUUUGUGUUGCUUUUAUUGCUUUUUGCCUGGAUGAUGGGAUGGCUGGGUACAGAUCACUUACAAGAAAUAGAUAUAGGUCUUGAAAAGCCCGUCACCCUCAAACAAUUAAAAGAUGCUACUCGGAAUUUUAGCCAGAGGAACGAGAUUGGUCAAGGGGGUUUUGGAACCGUUUACAAGGCUGAAGUGCAAGGGAAAAUUGUAGCUGUGAAGAAACUUUCCUCUCAUUCAGAGGAAAGGAUCAUUCAAUUGAAAAAUGAGUUUUAUAACUUAAAAUCAAUGAGUCAAGAGAACCUUGUUCAGUUGCUGGACGUUUACAACACAAAAGGCCUGCAUUUGCUCAUCUAUGAAUAUAUGCAAAAUAAGUCCCUUGCACACGCCUUAUUUGACCCAAAGUCCAAACUGAAACUUGAUUGGGAAGCUAGGUUUAACAUUUGCUUGGGAAUAGCUAGGGGAUUGGUGUAUCUACAUGAGCAUCCCAGGCUGAAGAUGGUUCACAGGGACAUUAAAUCAGCUAAUAUUCUUCUCGAUGGAAACCUCAAGGCUAAAAUAUCAGACUUUGGAUUGGCAAGCCUUUACACCGAAGAUGAUCAAUUCAAGUUCAUCAAAGUAGAAAUGCCAGAGGGAUAUAUGGCACCUGAGUAUGUUCGAGGAGUUGUGACAUCCAAAGCUGAUGUCUACAGUUUUGGGGUGGUUAUACUUGAAACUGUUAGUGGAAGGAAAAAUGCAGGACACAAGCGAGAUAGCCAGGAAACUGAAUUUCUUUUAGACACGGCUUGUGAUUUACAGCGAAAAGGAAAGCUGGUGGACUUGGUUGAUAAAACCUUGUCUAAUAAGUAUGAUGCAAAACAAGCCAUCAUCAUCUUGAAUUUAGCAGUAAAGUGCAUCAAUAUAUCGCCAACUCUGAGGCCUACUAUGUCUGAAGUUGUGAGUGUUCUCGUUGGCGACAAAAAAAUUGAGGAGAUUUGUUCCUCUGCUUUGAUUGAGGACAUCAACGACCCCCACGUGAAGGAGAUCGCGGAGUUCGCGGUGUCGGAGUACAACAAGAAAUCCGGGAAGAAGCUGGAGUUACAGAGCUUGGUGAAGGGUGAGACUCAAGUCGUCCCCGGCGAGAAUUACAAGCUCGUCAUCGCCGUCACGGAUAACUCAUCGGUGGCCAAGUACGAGGGCGUUGUGUAUGAGAGGAUUUGGGAACAUACUAGGGAAUUGCUCUCCUUCAAUAGUCACAUUGCUCAAGUUGAUUCCUCUGUUUCUAUGGAAGUAACCUCAAGAGUAUCCACAUCAUCGAAUUUGAUCAAAGGGGAAGAUGAAACAGAACACAUUUCUGAGUGUACCCCCUAGAGAUUUCCAAAUGAAACAGAAUAAUCUAGCCAAAUGUCUGUGUCUAUUUUGUUUUCGUUGUUUUUGGACUUGAUGGACUGUGAUCUGUACUUAACAUGUAUAAAAUCGAUUCCUGGCGUUGUCUUGUCAAAUUGGAAA
This is a messenger RNA of Rosa rugosa (rugosa rose), 3671 nucleotides long. Its product is annotated as probable LRR receptor-like serine/threonine-protein kinase At1g53430. The coding region runs from base 246 to 3533 and encodes 1095 amino acids. The transcript is spliced from 28 exons. Gene Ontology annotation, molecular function: protein kinase activity; protein binding; ATP binding. The record is from RefSeq and is a predicted model, not a curated record. NCBI's taxonomy places the organism in Eukaryota, Viridiplantae, Streptophyta, Magnoliopsida, Rosales, Rosaceae. Gene Ontology annotation, biological process: protein phosphorylation.